CGACGAGAUCACUGAACCGUUCCUGUGCAAUAUAUCCCGGCCAUAUUUCGCGCCGUGUUAUAGAACGUGUUCGACCUCUCUGGGCUUACAUCGUGGAAUCAGUUUUUCUUGCCGUAAAUUCGUCGCUUUUCGACUACAAAAACAUAAAACAGAAUGGCUGAGUAUUCAGCAGCACUUGACAGGACGGUCCUGCAGAACUACCUGGAUCUGCCCUCCGAUGGACGAGUGCAGUGCACAUACGUCUGGAUUGAUGGUACUGGUGAAAACGUACGAUGCAAGACGAAAACCGUAGAGGAGGAACCUCAAAACCCAUCAGACCUCCCUAUCUGGGACUAUGAUGGAUCCAGCACAUGGCAGUCCGAAGGCUCCAACAGUGACAUGUACAUUGUCCCAAGAGCACUCUUCAAAGAUCCCUUUCGCCGGGGUAACAACAAGCUUGUCAUGUGCGAAGUCAACAAGUACGACCAUUCACCAGCAGAAACCAACUUCAGACAUUCCUGCAACAAAGUGAUGGAGGCGGCCAAGGACGCAGCCCCGUGGUUUGGCAUUGAGCAGGAGUACACACUGCUGUCCCAGGCAGGACAUCCGUUUGGCUGGCCCAAACUGGGCUACCCAGGACCCCAGGGCCCGUACUACUGCGGUGUAGGCGCCAACAAGGUCUUCGGCCGCGCCAUCGUGGAGGCCCACUACAAAGCUUGCCUGUACGCCGGCGUGAAGAUCGCCGGCACCAACGCCGAGGUCAUGCCCGCUCAGUGGGAGUACCAAGUCGGACCGUGUGAGGGCAUCUCCAUGGGUGACCAUCUGUGGAUUUCUCGCUUCAUCAUGCACCGUGUCUGCGAAGACUUUGGCGUCAUUUGCUCUCUGGAUCCUAAACCCAUGGAAGGUGACUGGAACGGGGCCGGCGCACACUGUAACUACAGCACCAAGGCCAUGAGAGAAGUUGGUGGCAUCGACCAUAUCCAGAAGGCCAUCGUGAAGCUCGGCCAGCGCCACAAGGAACACAUCCGCGCCUACGACCCCAAGGACGGCGAAGACAACGCGCGCCGGUUAACCGGCAAACACGAGACCUCCAGCAUUCAUGACUUCUCCUCUGGCGUGGCCAACCGUGGCUGCAGCAUCAGAAUACCCCGUCAGUGUGGAGAACGUGGGAUGGGUUACCUGGAGGAUCGCAGGCCGUCGUCCAACUGCGACCCAUACCGAGUCACCGAAGCCAUGGUCAGGACAACCGUGCUCGAUGACUGGGAAGCGACGUUUUAACUCAAAAAAUGCCCCUCGCAGAAUAUCUUCCGAAACUCUAUUGACCAUGUACAUGUGUCAGUUCCAAUUGGUCAAAAGUUGUAUCUAUUAACACUUGAUUCUGGUCCCUGUGGGAUCUGAGAGCCCCGGCGUGUUGCUAAAUCAACUCGAACGUUUUAACGAUUGAAAAAAAGACAAUGUACGUUCUAAGUUCGGUCCAUUGACUGGUGUUUUUGUCGAACACGUUCAGUUUAAUUUAAAAGUUUUAUCCAAACAUUCAUUUGGGCAUAUCUCCUUUGCCAGUUAUUGGAUUUUGCAGUCUGUGGCCCUUAUGUCGUUCAAAUCAUAAACACUAAAAUUGUCAUGUAGCGGUGAUGCAAAAAUUUAUUAACAGCGAUCCAAUUGAAUCAAAAGGAUGUCUUAUAAACACUCUUAUCAACAUGUUUAAAAUUGUCAAUCCUGUUGCGGCACUAAUCACGUUGACUGUUCAGUACAUGUAAAUAUAAUAUAGGGCAGGAAUGUAUGAAACACUGCAGGGUAUUUUAUGCUGAAAUUUAAAUAAUGGCCACUAUGUGAAAUCGGACGGUCACAAUGAUAUGUAUGUUUAUAGUCUGUGAUUUAUUUUAGUUAAAAACUUUUUUCAAUUUUCUUCAUUUUUCAAAGGAAUUGUGUUAAGACUAAUCCAAGGAAAGAGUGUGGGCUUAUUCCUCGGAUUUUAGCACAAGUUAUUGUAUAAAAGUUAUUUUCCCUGAUUACUAAUUUUACUGUGUAUUUUUAAUCAAUAUAAUAAAGAUUAGUGUAAUAGAAGUUCAA
Molecule: messenger RNA, 2049 nt
Organism: Patiria miniata (bat star)
Lineage: Eukaryota; Metazoa; Echinodermata; Asteroidea; Valvatida; Asterinidae
Gene: glul
Product: glutamine synthetase, mitochondrial-like
Exons: 7
Coding region: 154-1257 (367 amino acids)
Cellular component (GO): cytoplasm
Molecular function (GO): glutamine synthetase activity
Source: RefSeq, a predicted model, not a curated record